This is a messenger RNA of Suillus subaureus, 513 nucleotides long. RefSeq lists its product as uncharacterized. The transcript has a single exon. Lineage: Eukaryota; Fungi; Basidiomycota; Agaricomycetes; Boletales; Suillaceae. The coding region runs from base 35 to 298 and encodes 87 amino acids. The record is from RefSeq and is a predicted model, not a curated record.
CCUCAUCGUUUAAUGGCCGAUAUCAGCGCUCUAUAUGUCACCGUGGUCAGCGAUGAUCCUACGUGGUUUUCCUUUCCUGAUGACCACUUUCUGUUUUGCCCGUGCCUGUCGUCAUAGAGGCAGCUUGCCAACUUCCUGCAAACUUUGUCCCGAAGAAGCGUACCCGUCCAGAGUCUGUCAAAUCCCUUCCGUCGCUUACGCGCUGCACCUAAUGAGGCUUUGUUUGCACGUUGUCUCCAUUCUAUCAAAUUUCUGUUGCUCUCUGUCUCCCGUUUAUGUGCCUCUCGGACUAUAUUGAGGUUCUGUUUGGAGAGGUUGUUGUGGCUGCUCUGCUUCGUCCGUGUAAAUAUUUCCUUGCUGACCCAACCCUAUGCCGAUCCAUGGACCAGGUUUUGUUCCGAACCAUGACUGACCCAGAUUUUGUUCCGAGUCAUGGACCAUGAACCAGAUUAUAGCACGAUCCCUCAACCAGACGUAGCUCUCGAACUUGACCCGCAUCUGCCACUGUCAUGG